ACAAGCUGGAAUGGGCAGUGCCAUGGGCCUGUGAGUAACAGCUGAACACUUGUAAAGAAGACUGGGGUCUGGACUGGCCACGGGGCUUGCGCUUUGAAAGCACAAUACGUUUUCAAGCCACUCGGGGAGAGGGAGCCAGCAACAACGCUACACAAUCAGCGCAGCCAAGGAGACCGGAGAAGAACUUUCCCCCAAAUUCCCGACUCAGAGAGGGGGAGAAAAGAAGGGGAGAAGCGCCAAACAAAAUAAUUCUUAGCUUCCAGCAAAACAAUAACUUCAAAUACAAAUUCAAUGAGAUAUGCGUAACGGACCGGCGUCUCCAGCAAGAAUCCGCUACUUGUAAUUCAACAUUCUGAUUCGGAAUAUCUAAAACCACGGAUUGAGUGCUGCAGCAACACUGAAUGAAACAAAGUUGCGUAAAAAAAAACAGAAUGGAAACGAUAAUGCGAAUCACGUGGGCACUUCUUCCACUUGGUCUUCUACUUCACUGUACUGAUGCUAAUCCAAAGCAACAACCCUCAUCCUCUUCAUAUAUAGCCUCCAACACCACCACAAUUACAGCUGGCGUCACAGCCACCCCGUCACCGAUAUCAACUCAGGUGACUAGUGUAGUCUCUAACACAGCCACCCUGUCACCGAUAUCAACUCAGGUGACUAGUGUAGUCUCUAACACAGCCACCCUGUCACCGAUAUCAACUCAGGUGACUAGUGUAGUCUCUAACACAGCCACCCUGUCACCGAUAUCAACUCAGGUGACUAGUGUAGUCUCUAACACAGCCACCCUGUCACCGAUAUCAACUCAGGUGACUAGUGUAGUCUCUAACACAGCCACCCUGUCACCGAUAUCAACUCACAAGGUGACUAGUGUAGUCUCUAACACAGCCACCCUGUCACCGAUAUCAACUCACAAGGUGACUAGUGUAGUCUCUAACACAGCCAGAAUCACAACAGCCAGCAUCACACCCGGGACCAGCAUUGUUACUGCCGUGGGUACUGCUGGAACAGGGGCCUCUGGGUCCUCAGGAACCCUCACUCAGACCACCCCGGACACUACAGAAGUCACAGAGGUUUCAACUACAACAUCGGCUGGCCCAACCCCAUGGUCAGCAUCGUCCUUUCCUUCCCAUCCCCCCUCCACAUCCAGCCGUGUGGGUUCAGGCAGCAGUCUUGCUACCACCACGACCAGCACACAGGGAUGGAUGGUGUCUACAACCACGGCUGAGACUACAACUCCUCCCAAGAGCUUUACGUUUGUCAAGUCCCAAAAUGGAGAGAAUUACGAGAGGAAGGACCUGGAGGAACUGUGUCGACAGCUGAUGUCUCAGAUGCACGACGCUAACUGUACUCUGACUGUGAGAGAGAACAACGGACACACUACCUUUGACAGCGUGGUAAUGACCGGUAAAGUGGACAAUUCUGUCGUGCAGCAAUACUACGAGGAAAUCACCAGAAAACCAAGCGACAACAUGACCCUGAUUGCCAUCUUGGCAUCCUGCGGAGCUCUGCUGGCCAUGAUUGUAGGCUUCGCCAUCUACGCCUCAUACCACCGCAAGUCCUAUCGGAAGAACCUCCAACAACACCUGACGGAGGAGCUGCAGACAGUAGAGGACGGUUACCAUGACAACCCCACAUUGGAGGUGAUGGAGGUGCAGCCGGAGAUGCAGGAGAAGAAGGUGGCCUUGUACGGAGAGUUCAACGACAGCUGGAUUGUCCCCAUCGACAGCCUGCUCAAAGAGGACAUGCCAGACGAGGAGGACACUCACUUGUAGAGGAGGAGUGGAACAGACAGGGGUGCUACUAUAAUCUCUCGACCAACUGACUCUCCCUUCCCUGCACCGUUACAAGGGCCCUGUUUAGUAGAGUUCUAGCUCCAAACGUUGCAGGUAGAAAUGUAUUCUAUAUAGAAUAUAUACACAACUUUAAAUAAUGGUAUUUGAGAAUUGCACAAUUGUGACAGUUCUAUGCAAUGCAUUUCUAUCCGCAACACUUUUAAUGUUCCUCCCCACUGAACCAGACCCAAGGCAACGACAGACACCACCUGACAAAUCUGGAGAAAAUAAACACCCAGAUGACAGGUUCUGGAAACCCAUCCGGCCUAAACGGGUGUCUGAGUCCCAUCGCUGUGGCCAUGGAAAAGUAACAGGCCAUUUAGUGGAUACUACACCAAGCAACAUUGUGUCUAGUUUUAGGAGAUAUUCAAUAUUUGGGAAAUGUAACUCUCAAACAUACACAAUCCCAUUUUAAGAGGCAUUGAGCGUUUAAGGUACUUGAUGUACCGCUACACAGUUAUUGAUUUAAUUGGGAAAACCAAACCACCAAUAUUUCAGGGUGGAGUUUAUGAAGCGGUCUAAACUAAAAUCUGCAUGUUUUUAUUCUGUAAUCAACAUAAUCCCUAAAAGUGCAUUGAAUUGUACACUUGAGCACCUGUACAUAGUAUUUUCUUAUAUUUUCAGAGAAAAUGGAAGCUGAAACUUUGUAAACUAACACUGCCUUUAUGGUUAAAUCUCAAUAGUAUUGAUUUAAAGAAAAUGACCUCAGGAUAAAGUGAAAUAAUCAUCCUGGUGAAUGAAUUAAACUACUAGUGAAUCUCAGCUCUUGACGACCUGGCAUUGGCUGCUGUAUAGAAGCCAUUUACUGGUUCAACUGAGCACAGUGAACCACACUAAUGAAACAACAGGCUCCAUGGAGACGCUGCUGGGACAGGAGCGUCUACAGAUAUGAAGGGGAAAAACACUGUAAAUAGUCAUUUGAAAAUUCUAAAGAACUUGACCUAGGACCAGUUUCCUGGACAUAGAUAAAGCCGACCCUUGGACUUAAGAGCCCUUUCAACAAUGCUUUUUAGUCUAGGACUGGGGUUGCUCUGUAUCAGGGAAGCUGGCCCCUAAAGAUACAUCUUUUCUUGUUUGCUGAUGUUGAAGGUUACAUAGGCCUCUGCACAUUUUAAUUUGUUGUUUGUUACAUUUCUAUUCAGUUGAUUUGACGAAAAAGGGUAUUUAAAUAUCCAUGUGAUUAUCUGGCAAAAUGUAUUCCAAUUCAUGUAUAAUUCACAUGGACACAAUAAUUCCCAAUUAUAUUUAAGCUGUAAAAAUCAACCAACACCAAACAAUCCACCACUUAUUCCACACAUUCCUGUGUCGUUUGUCAUUAGUUCUGUACAGUCGCUCACUCGUAUUUUAUUUCUUUUAUAUGAAAAUAUUUAGCAGUUAUUGUAUGUAUUUAUGGUUUGUUUGCUGAUGAAGCCAAACAACAGGGGGUCUGACACACUGGAAGCUGCGCCUCGUCUAUCAUGACCAGGGCAGCCAUGUUUUCUUAUACCAAUAAAGAUUUGCCUAUAAAACACA
This is a messenger RNA of Oncorhynchus tshawytscha (Chinook salmon), 3341 nucleotides long. RefSeq names its product podocalyxin. Gene Ontology annotation, cellular component: microvillus membrane; apical plasma membrane. Bases 402 to 1769 code for a protein of 455 amino acids. The transcript is spliced from 8 exons. NCBI's taxonomy places the organism in Eukaryota, Metazoa, Chordata, Actinopteri, Salmoniformes, Salmonidae. The record is from RefSeq and is a predicted model, not a curated record. Gene Ontology annotation, biological process: negative regulation of cell-cell adhesion; regulation of microvillus assembly; positive regulation of cell-cell adhesion mediated by integrin.